AUGGCCAACUUUCUCGCCUCCAUCUUCGGCACUGAGCAAGACAAAGUCAACUGCUCGUUCUAUUACAAGAUCGGCGCCUGCCGCCACGGCGACCGGUGCUCCCGCAAACACGUCAAACCCAGCUACUCGCAAACGAUCCUGAUGCCGAACCUGUACCACAACCCCGCCUUCGACCCCAAGAACCGGAUGAACGCGUCGCAGCUGCAGAACCACUUCGACGCCUUCUACGAGGACAUCUGGUGCGAGAUGUGCAAGUACGGCGAGCUGGAGGAGCUGGUGGUGUGCGACAACAACAACGACCACCUGAUCGGCAACGUGUACGCGCGCUUCAAGUACGAGGACUCAGCCCAAAAAGCGUGCGACGAUCUGAACUCUCGCUGGUACGCUGCUAGGCCGAUUUAUUGCGAACUCAGCCCCGUGACGGAUUUCCGCGAGGCCUGCUGCCGUUUGAACUCUGGCGAGGGUUGUGUCCGUGGAGGGUUUUGUAACUUUAUACACCGCAAGAACCCCAGCCCGGAGCUGGAGAGGGAGCUCGAGCUCAGCACCAAGAAGUGGCUCAAGAUGAGACCGCGGAGCCGCAGCCCGACGCGCUCGCCCAGCCCGGAACCGACUAGGAGACGGUAUUAGGAGUUGCGGUGUUUCAUGCUGGACAGAGUUGACGGUGGAGGACGGACGGCCAUGCGAAACAGACAUGGGGGUGUCGUAGUUUUUUUUUCCACGAACCAGAGAAACGAAAAGAGGAGACAGAGGUCGGUUCUGGCUCAGUGACCGGAAGUCAACGUCAAGAGGCAGGUUGCACAUUUCGCGCGGGGACAGCGGUGGAAUGAAGAAAUGGUUUAUGAAUGAGAAUAUGGGGAUAUCAAUUACAAGAAAGGCUCGGUCUGUCCCAAUUUGCAUAGCCGGGCCAAGGUCAUCAAGUUAGUCUUGGAGUAGGGGCGUUCUCGAUUACUACUGGAAUGUUGAAGUUAUGGCCUCGGCUAUACAUCACGAGCCUCAUACCUGGUUGUGUUAUAUGUAUAUUAACAGUUUAAUAAAGGUUCUCCAAAACCUUCCCCCC
Molecule: messenger RNA, 1057 nt
Organism: Neurospora tetrasperma FGSC 2508
Lineage: Eukaryota; Fungi; Ascomycota; Sordariomycetes; Sordariales; Sordariaceae
Product: splicing factor U2AF 23 kDa subunit
Exons: 1
Coding region: 1-627 (208 amino acids)
Biological process (GO): mRNA splicing, via spliceosome
Cellular component (GO): U2AF complex; spliceosomal complex
Molecular function (GO): pre-mRNA 3'-splice site binding; metal ion binding
Source: RefSeq, a predicted model, not a curated record